Pecten maximus is the source of this 3451-nucleotide messenger RNA. RefSeq names its product cardioacceleratory peptide receptor-like. The record is from RefSeq and is a predicted model, not a curated record. The transcript is spliced from 6 exons. NCBI's taxonomy places the organism in Eukaryota, Metazoa, Mollusca, Bivalvia, Pectinida, Pectinidae. Gene Ontology annotation, cellular component: membrane. The coding region runs from base 785 to 1909 and encodes 374 amino acids. Gene Ontology annotation, molecular function: peptide binding; vasopressin receptor activity. Gene Ontology annotation, biological process: G protein-coupled receptor signaling pathway.
UCGUCAGUGAAGGUGUUUUCGAUUAACAGAAAGUUAUAUGGAUUGAUCAAUUUGAUUUUGGAAUUGAUGUGCUUAUAUGGAUUACUUCUGAAAAAAAUGUGUAAAUAUAUGGCUUAUGAAUUCUAGAGUGAUGCUUCAUGUUGGGCGGUAAAAGAGAACAUUUUAAUUUGCAUGUCUUCGCCUUUGAUAGUUCAUUAUUUCAUGAAAAACAUUGUCCGUUAUUUCACGAGCAUUGUACAAUUGUAUAAAAGGACAACCUGUAGUUAUGGAAAAUGACACAUUUCCAUAAUGACGACAUCAUCUUGGAAAGGAAUCCUCUAUCUGUGCGAGAAUACAAGUUCAAGAUAUUUAAACCUCGGCUUUUAUAGCAUAAAGAUAUACAACAAUGUCAGUUCUUAUUCACAUUUUUAAGAAACCAUAUGGAUUUUAGGAGGAUUUCCGACCUUGCUUGUAAUUUGGAGAUAUGGUCUUGCAGCAAAUUUGUGUUUUAAAACUUUUAUUACCUUACGCUUUUUGGAUGAAUGCAUAACGAAAACGGAAGACAUUCGUUACAGACUUGUUCUGAGAUAAUUUAUCGGAUAUUGGUAGACGAAAUACAGGCUCUAUCAACGGAAAAGGACAGAAGACACAAGUCGGCGAUUGAUUUUCAUAUAUAUAUAUAUCUUUUAUUUUUCCACGUUAAAAGAUAGAUUGUUUUCGCUCAUCAUUAAAAAGAUAUUGUUGGCGGAGGAUACUUUCCGAACGGAUAAAUGGUUUACCUCUGGUGAAAUAAAUACUUUUCGAAAUGACCUCGACAAUGAAUCAGUCUGAUCACACAGACAAUACUGGCAUGGAUGUCACCACGAACAUGACAGGGGAUAGUCCAAAUGGUCGCGAGACUUACUCUGACCACAAGCUUCUUUGGAACAUAGCCACGGGUAUUGUCUGUGUAGAGUUCGUGCUUGCCUUCGUUCUAAACGCUAUUGUAAUAGGACUCCUGAUGAGGAACAAGAAGAGGAACCGAAUGUCCUUCUUUGUUCUCCAUUUAGCAAUCUCAGACUUUUUAAUGGCGGUAUUCUACAUCUUCCCUGCUGUGAUAGACAGACUCCUAGAUGCUUGGCUCGCUGGUCUGGUUAUGUGUAAACUCAUCAAGUACCUGAGUUUGGUCGUGUGUUUCGCCUCGACCUAUAUGUUAGUUGUUUUAAGUGUUGAUAGACUAUAUGCCAUCGCUCGGCCACUGUCCGCCACCAGGAGAGGAAUAGUCUACAAGUGGACACUGGUCAGUUUCGCAUGGGUUAUCGCCGCUAUUCUUGGAGUUUAUGAUCCUGUAUACGCGCAAAUUCUCACCGGAAUACCAACGCCGCAACACGACAUACCAUUCUGUGAAAUAACCUACCCGGAAAACAUGAAAAAGCCAAUGAUUUUGUUUUUUGCCAUAAUAAAUAUGGUUCUGCCAGUGAUGCUGAUUGGUCUCUGUUAUUCGACGAUAGUGGCAAUGAUAUGGAGGCGAGGAAGAAAAGGGAUACCUUUAACGAAGCACGAACACACAACGAAUUGUAAUAUAUACACUGCCAACAGUCGACUGAACCCAAACUCGGGCAUCAUUCACAGAGCAAAGGUCAAGACCAUCAAAAUUACAUUCGUCGUUGUCUCGGUUUUCCUAAUGUCGUGGGGACCAUUCACGAUCUAUACAAUCAUGGUGGUGUAUAACGUGGUGGACCUGAACGGAUCCUUCUUCAUUCUUAUGGCACUUGCUCCACUGAACAGUGUGGCCAACCCGAUCGUGUUCCUCUUCUUCAACCACAGGCUUCUGCGGAAGGGAAAACAACACGGAGAAGCGAACGGGAUCAGUCUCAAAGCAACGUUUACAACCCAUAUUAGACGUGACUCGGAAUGGUCCAAAACAAUGCAGACUUCAAGAAUUACCUGAUUUUUACCAAUAGAUUUGACAUUUAUUGAUCUCCGCCCACGUCUUGUAUAUUUUUCGAUUGUGUAAAAAGAACAUUAUUCUAACAUAUGCCUUAUGAAUUGUCAUCCAUUUUUUUUUCGUCGUUGCUCGUUUCAUUGGAAAAAAGUAAUCCGUAAUAAAGAGACAUUUCCUUUGAUAAGCAUUAUGCCACAUACAGUACAGUUUUUUGUUGUUUAUAGUGAUUUGGAAUCCUCAUAUCGCUGCACAAUCAUCAUGAUCUAUCUUGCUGUUUCAAAAUUAAAUCUCCUUGAUAAACGUUGCAAAAGUGAUCACAUUAGAUGUAUGAUUGGACAUUAUGAAUAUUCCUCAACAUUCCUGAGCAUGCGCGCGCACGUGUGCGCAUGUGUGUGUCGUACAAUAUUCCAGAUUGAUAUGUACAUUUCUACACCAAGAACUUGCUAUUGAUAUCUACUUCAUUGAUGCCUUUAAUCAUUCUACACUUUGUACAAUUAUGUUACGAUACGAAUUUCAUGUAAAUUUCAAUAAAAGUGGAGACUGGGCUUCUAAGAUUAGGCCAACCUUAUGUCUAUUAUAAUAAGGAUUUUGUAUAAUCGAUGGCCCGCAUUAAGUUAUACAUAUGUAGACCUGUAAUGUACUUACAUGUAUUUUAUAGAUGUAUUACAACUAGAAACGCAUAGAUUGAAAAACAUUAUCAUCUUAAAUUUUGCUCGAAAGCUGUAAAGUAUGUACAGUGUCCGUCGAUGCUCUGCUAAACUCACAGGACUUUAAAUGUAGGUUGUAUAAAAGGGGAUAUGGUGCUACUGUAUAGUGGUUAAAUUUCACAGGACUAAUAUUUUACGGAUUCACCUAGUUGGACCUAGCUCUUGGGCAUCCUUGUAAACAUCCUGCAGUAAACUCCUACUACGGGAUAUUUCUAAUACUGCUAACUUCUCAAUAGUAGACGUUUACAUUGAUAUAAGAAAAUCUUAUUUAAAACAGCUGUUACAUGGCUGCAUUACAACUUUCUACGCCUCGAUAUCUUAAGGUGCUCCGAUCACUGUUACGUUCAGGUAACCUUUCGAUUAGCACAUCACAUUGCCGCUGGUAAAAUCUGUCCACCGCUUCGAUAUUCAUCGUGACAUAGUCAUGAUAAGAUCCGAAAGAAACCGAACAGAGCUCAGGGAUGUAAAACAAUAUGGCAGUGACGGUGACGCUCGGGAAAUAGCACGGAUUUUGUAAUUUGUGUUUACUUUGCGGUUUUGCCUUUGUUCAACAUUGACACAAGCAGAUGGAACAACGUCAGUUCAAACGUUUUAUGAAAAAUUAAAUUUUUCCUUCGCUUCAUUUAAAUCUCCAAUCUUUUAUUGAUAACCAAAAUUCAACCAAAGUAUUUGGAAAGCUCAUCUCUGAUUUGCUUAUAUAUAAUGAACAUUCAUUGUCCACGGGGUCAUCUGAACGUGACCCUGAUCGGUGAACCUUCAGACAGGGGUGCGAACAUGUGUGAUGAAACAUAUUUUCCACAUAUAUCAUUAGUUCUCUGGCGGAUAUGUAAAAGUUAUCUAA